Sorex araneus (European shrew) is the source of this 997-nucleotide messenger RNA. RefSeq names its product adrenomedullin 2 (gene ADM2). Gene Ontology annotation, biological process: regulation of systemic arterial blood pressure; adenylate cyclase-activating G protein-coupled receptor signaling pathway; positive regulation of heart rate. The record is from RefSeq and is a predicted model, not a curated record. Bases 155 to 586 code for a protein of 143 amino acids. The transcript has 2 exons. Lineage: Eukaryota; Metazoa; Chordata; Mammalia; Eulipotyphla; Soricidae.
GCAGGUGCGGUGUCCCGCACAGCAGGUCGCCGCUGACCCUCUGACUCUCUUCUCGCUUCUGGACCCACUUCGCCCGGACAGCAGGGACGGCAGACACGCACCCAGGUCCCACCUGCCCAGGUCCCAGCGCGAGGGGCGAACGGCUCGGCCCGCCAUGACCCGGCUGACCGUCGCGCUCGCUUGCAUCAGCCUCCUGUGCCUGCAGCUACCCGGCACGCUGGCCCGGGGCCGGGCGCGGCCACCCGUCAAAGACAGGAAACCUCCAGCCAGGACCCCUCCCAGCGACCCCCAGGCCCAGCGGCCUGCAGCUCGCCCUACAGUCUGGAGACUCCAGAAGGCACAUCCACAGAGGAGUGGCCGCCUGGCCCCCAGCACCGUCCACCCUGCCCGGGGUGGUCCCCGCCGUCACCAUCACCACAGCCCCUCGGUCCCCCACCGUCCCCGAGCCCAGCUCCUGCGGGUGGGCUGUGUGCUGGGCACCUGCCAGGUGCAGAACCUUAGUCACCGCCUGUGGCAGCUCUUCGGGUCGGCCGGCCCUCGGGACUCAGUCCCCGUGGACCCCAGCAGCCCCCACAGCUACGGCUGAGGUGCAGCCUUCUCCCCUGCCCAGCCCAGCAAUGCAGACGGCAGAAACUCACGCAGCAGUGCUCGGCCCCCCAGGGGGCCCCCCACCAGCCCUAAGCAGCCGUGGGCACAUAAUCCCUCACCCACGGGUGGAUGCAGGCAGAACCCACCCACCGGCAUGCCCCUGGGCUGGGGGGAUUGUCGAGUGCUGAGCGGAGGCAGAAGGGAGCUUCUGAAGAAGGGGUCUGCUCCAGGGCUGCCUCUGAACCCUACGGCCACUCCAGGCAGCCAGGACCCGGACCCUGACCCGCGGCAUCCUGCACCCUGUGCCCCCACCCGCGCCUGAAGCCUGGCGGGGCUGCCCACAAGGCCCUGCCCCAAGCCCCCCGCCCGCCCUUCCCUGCUUGCACCCCUGAUCCCCCCACCCCGGGCA